Messenger RNA from Mauremys mutica (yellowpond turtle), 4654 nucleotides. It is a transcript of the gene VSIG2, whose product is annotated as V-set and immunoglobulin domain containing 2. The record is from RefSeq and is a predicted model, not a curated record. The transcript is spliced from 7 exons. NCBI's taxonomy places the organism in Eukaryota, Metazoa, Chordata, Testudines, Geoemydidae. The coding region runs from base 3465 to 4472 and encodes 335 amino acids.
CCUGUGGCUUUGGCGGUAACUCGGCGGCGGUUGCCGAAAGCGCGGGACCGUCAGAGCACCUGCAGAAACGCCGCCAAAUCCGCGUGACCAGCGGACCACCUGCAGGCGCGCCACCGAAGGCCACCUGACUGUCGUGCUUGGGCCGGCAAAAAACAUAGAGCUGCCCCGGUCUGCAUUUGCCGCCUGUGCAAAACUGCAGAGCUGUGAAUUCCCUUUUUGUUUCUAAUACUAGCUCUUCAAUUGGCUGAGUAAAGCAAAGUCUUGCUCUUGGCUCGGUGGCAUUUCUUUCGAACGCCACGUCUGAUCAAUUCCAAGCAAUGGUCGAGGCAGCAGUGGCAGAACCGCAUGGACUGUGAUGAAUUCUCCAGGUUUUGGCUGAAAAAAGUCACUUUUUGACAUUGUCUGCAGAAAAGCCCCUCCUGGUCUGCCCUGCCCUACUAGACACAGAGACCGCCAGCUCCUUGUGGUACUACCUGGCAAUCCUCGCUAGUUCUGCCCGUAGGCUCAUCUCCAAGGGCUUGGCGAGCAUCACUCAGAGUGGCCCCUGAGUGGUCACUGAGCAAUGUCCCCAUGGCAUGGACAGGGAGACAAUUCAGGGCUGGUUUUCCAGAUGAAAUCAAUGGGAGCUGUGGGUAUGUAACAUCCCUGACAAUCAGGCCUUGGGUAAUUGGCCCAAAGCCACAUAGGCAGCAGCGUUCAAAAUCAGGUCUCCUGCCUUCUGCCUGAGUCAUAAGGCCCCACCCUCCCGGGGGCAGGCAGGGGGAGUACCGGGAGCACAGGACAUGCUGCCUGUUUUCUCAUUAAGGAGCUCCUUGCCAGGUGUGUGGCUGUCUCUGAUGGACACGUGGCACUAUCUCUCUCCGAGGCCUUACCUGGCUGGAGUUGACUCGACUUUUUCUCUUUGGGACUUGUAACAACCACUGACAGCUACCCGGAAAGCGCUGCCUUCACUGUAAUUGGUCAUAGUGCUGGGCCUUUUCAGUCUCCCUGCGGCACCUACCCAGCUCCUCUAAAUGCACUCUCAGCCCAUCAGCAUAGCAUUCAUCCAUGGUACCAGCCCUCCCACACAUGCCACCGAUGGAAAUGCUUCCCCAGAAGCAAAGCAGCACCUGUGCACACCAGCUUCACCCAUACUGGCCUGCCAGAGUUGCAGACGCUCUGGCCGCUGUCCAAGGACAGCCUGUGUGGGAUAAGUAGGGAGCUGCAGUGAUCACCUCAGUGGAGCUAGGUUCCCCAUGCUGCUGGUGGAAGUGGAACCCAUGUCACGGUGGUCCCCAGAGAAAGCUGUGCAUCCUCACUCAUCUUAAGUGCCACCUCUCUGGCUUUUGUCACUCAUCACCUUCCAAUCACACGCCUCCCUGGCCCGCUUCCCUCCAGACCUUAAUGCUUAUGGAGCACUUAUUGCCACGCUCUCAGUGCUUUUCCCGAACACUGGGCUCGAAGCUGCCUCCACCUCUCCUACCCGCACCUGCUGGAAACACUGGUGCAAAUUCCCAUUCAGCGUCUUUGGUUCAGCUUUUGGGCUCAGGCAAAACUUCAACUCCCAGGAGAAUUCCUGCUCCCGAACGGAUUAUAAAGGUAAUUUUUCUGUGCAGGAGGAAGAUGGCCACAGGGCCAACACAGAGCUUGGGUCAGACUCAGUGUCUGACCAUGGGCAAGCCACUGCAUGUCUCUCUGGCUCUGCUCCCAUCUUUGUUUUAAAAUACCUACCACACAGGGGUAUUUAACCAAUGAAGCCAGGCCUGACUGGGAAGUGCUUUGAGAGCCUGAGAUGGAAGCACUAGGAAUGCAAAGUGGUCCUGACCGCUGCAGAGAGCUAGUAUUCCCAGAAAGCCACAUUCAAGCUCUUGUCCCAUGGGUGCUGAGGACACCAUCUGCCUGGCCCUAUGACACACAAUCUUGCUUGCCUGCAUCACUGCUUUGUGCCUCACUCCCGCAGCCAACCAGCCGGCUCUGUCUCCCUCUUUGUGGGUCUCCCAGCACCUGGUGCAACUAUCCCCUGCCGAGUUCUGAAGCUUCCAUGAACUGGGGGGUAUCUAACGACUCCAGCCCAUUGCUUUGGCUUCCAAAACUGGUGCCAAGCAAUACAGUCCAGCGUAAUUGGGAUUCAUCACCAAGCCCCUCGCACUGAUAAACACCCUUUGCCUGCAGCACAGGAAGUGUUUCUCUGCAUGCUGGCUCGUGUGGUCAUGGCGUACACUCAGAGAGGGAGAAACAAAACAUUGCAACCUUCAAGGAAGAGCAUCUAUGUAACACGCCUGUAUUGUUUAGAACCCGGAACCCUAACACGCAAGCCAAAUACAGAGAGAGACGAAGCAGGCUGCACCCUAAGGCAGAGAGGCACAAGUCACCCCAUCUUGUUCUUUUGUUGAUGGCCCGUUGAGGUCCCAGACCACACAGCUUUCCUCAGAGCCCCCUAGCCUGCAAGCAGGAUCAGGAAACCCCUUACAUGUUUAAAGUAACAGCUUUUAAUCUGAACGCAGUUUUCAAUGCACGACAUCUCUUCACCUUUCCGCACUGGAUCUGACACAAGGUUCCCAUUUCCCAGCAGGGCUCCUGGGCACUUCCCUCCAUUACGAACAGGUGGCCUUUGGCCUGAGCUGCUUUCCGAAUGGGACCACCUGUGUUGUGGCUGGCCUCACAGGAGUCUGUCCCCAUGGCAGGACAUGGUCCCUCGCUCUGCUCACGGCCCUGACUGGUGGCUCGGCACCUGUGAUGUGCUGUCACACUUCCCCCGCACACAUGCUGCUCUCGGCGCGCUGUAGCCAGGCCAGGCCCACAAGCCCCCAAGGAUCCCACUCAGGAGCAUUCAGCUGCUGGGUCAGCCCGUUGGAGGUCAGGCAGCGUCCCCCCACCCCCGCUCCUCCUCACGCCGCUGAGCAGGAGCGGAGCUCCGUCUGGAAAGCUGCACGCUACCGCCCAGCCGAGCAGUGUUAUUUAGUAAAUCUGUUCCCAGCCCUCUGUUUUCCGGCUUAUCUGGGCAGCGCUGUUUGCGCUGGUGGGGUUUGGGUGGAAGCGGCAGGCACUGUUUUUGGAGCGCAGUUAAUUUUUAACCACCCCAGGGCAGUUCUUUCCUGGGUGUAGGAACCAGCUUUUCCUUUUCAGAACGACCCCAAUCUUCCACUGGCCAUUCUCCCUCGAGCCCUCAACACUGUAUGGGAAGGAGUCCCAUCCUUCAAGCCAGGUCCUUCCUCUGGGACUCCUGCCUCCACGCGCGCACUGCCCCUCCCCCUGAAAUCCCGUCCGUGCCACGGGGUCCCUGGGCGGUGCCGUGGGGCAGGCGGUGGGCUGAAGGCGUUGCUGAGUGGGGUCCACAGUGGGGUCAGUGGGGCACAGCAUGCCAUUAGCAGUGGCCGCCUCUUGCGUGAGUCAGAGCUUCACACCACUUGUUUGCUUUAGCUGAGGCAUAAGAUAAAGAGCCGCCGCGCUUGCUGCACAGUUUCAGCUCUGAGCAGAAAGGCGACAUGGCCAGGACCAGGCUCCCCAGCCCUCCGCUCUGCUGCUUGGCUUUGACCUUCUCCGCGCUCUUUGGUGCUGGGCCGUGUGUGGAGGUGACAGUCCCACAGGACCCUGUGAUGCAAGAACGAGGCUCCAGUGUGGAACUUCCCUGCCACUAUAAAACCUCGGUUGACAAAAAUUUCAUGCUGGAGUGGAAGUUUGCGCCAGCCUCUGUAGCGCCUGAGCAGGGCAAGCAGAUCCUCUACUUCACUAAUGACAAGCUGUACAAGCCCGGCUCUCAGGCCGAACGGCUCAGCCUCCUGCACGACCCUCCCACCAUGGGGGAUGCGACUCUUCAGCUAGCCAACGUCCGCCCCUCGGACAACGGCACGUACAUCUGCGUGGUGAACAACCCCCCGGACUUCUACGGCAGCGGCUCAGGGCUCAUCCACUUCACUGUGCUGAUGCCUCCAUCUACCCCUGUUUGUAAAGUGACAGAAUAUGCCCGGAUUGGGGGUGAUGCCACACUGACCUGCAGCUCUGUGGAGGGGGUGCCCACCCCGAUUUACGCCUGGUCACGGGUGGACUCCAAGACCUCGUUGCCAUUGGCCAAUAUGGUGCAAGAUGACCAAACAGGGAAGCUGCAGCUGACAAACCUCUCGCUGGCAUUCUCAGGGACCUACCAGUGCGUGGCCUCCAACCAGUUCGGCCACGCCAGCUGCCAAGUGACAGUUAACGUGUCAGGCACUGCAGAAGCUGGAGCGACCGCAGGAGCUGUGAUAGGAGUGCUGCUGGUGCUCUUGCUGCUCGGGGCAGCUGCCAUCUAUCUGUUCUGGUACAGAAAGAAGGACAAGAAGGAGUCUCAAUCCACGUACACCGGGAACGAUAUAAGGGAGGAUGCCACUGCCCCGGGGAUCUCAGACACCUCCUUGCAGAGACAAGACAGCGACCCCGGGAGCCAUUUCCUGGAGCAGCCGGUGUCAAGGCCAGAGUCCGCCAGCACCACCAAGUCCAGACUCAACAUGGUUGUGUGAGCGGGGAGGUGGCGCUGGCUCCUGUUCAGCUCAGAAACCUCAGCUGGAUUUUGAUACGUGACCCCCCCCCCUUUUUUUUUUUUUAAAUAAUGAAGGUUUUUACUGUCUCCUAUUUACUGGCUGGGGGGACCAUGCAGGGACCCAUCGAACAGCCUAGUAAACACUUCCUCUGUUAUACACUU